Planococcus citri (citrus mealybug) is the source of this 4435-nucleotide messenger RNA. It is a transcript of the gene Lpin, whose product is annotated as phosphatidate phosphatase LPIN. The record is from RefSeq and is a predicted model, not a curated record. Bases 493 to 3318 code for a protein of 941 amino acids. The transcript has 18 exons. Gene Ontology annotation, molecular function: phosphatidate phosphatase activity; transcription coactivator activity. NCBI's taxonomy places the organism in Eukaryota, Metazoa, Arthropoda, Insecta, Hemiptera, Pseudococcidae. Gene Ontology annotation, biological process: fatty acid catabolic process; cellular response to insulin stimulus; triglyceride biosynthetic process. Gene Ontology annotation, cellular component: nucleus.
UGGUUGUAAUGAAGGUGCUUGCAUUUUGAUUUGUUUUGUCCACCUGCCAAUAGAAAAUCAGCGUCAGCUGAUGUCUGAUCGCGAAUGUGUGAUUAGAAAUUAAGAACUUGUUUACUCACAAAACACAACGAAAGAAGAUAGACGUUCAUGCAAAAUUUCGCGAAGCGUUUAUUCGGUGAAUUUAGUUGGAAUCGUACGUUCAAUUGUGUUUGUUAUUAAUUUGUUUUUGAAAUUUCGUAACCAGCUGUUCCCUUUAAAUACAUUGUGAGCUCGCGAGAGGCGUUCAGUCUUUUCGAAUUUAGUUACCACCACGAAACGAACAACUUGUGCAAUAGUAUAACUGGUACCUUUUUUGAAAUUUUCUUUGUUUAAAAUUCAUCGUAAUUUUGACAUGUUACAAAUGUGAUCUUGUUUCGCGAUUUGCUUAUCACUUUCACGCUGUUUCGGUAGAUCGGUAACUGAUUACAGUUUCAUUUGCAGCGUUAAUGGAAGAUGAAUUAUCUGGGUAAAUUUAUCGAUAAUUUUCGGCACGUUUAUAAAGAAAUAAACGCUGCUACGUUAACUGGAGCUAUCGAUGUCAUUGUCGUCGAACAACCCGAUGGCAGUUAUACCUGUUCACCAUUUCACGUUCGUUUUGGAAAAAUUGGAGUUCUACGUAGUCGCGAGAAAAUCGUGGAAAUCGAAAUCAACGGCGAACCAUGCGACAUUUACAUGAAAUUGGGAGAAUCCGGUGAAGCUUUUUUUGUCGAAGAGUUAUCAGACGAAGAUAGAAGCGUUCCGCAGCACUUGGUGUGCUCUCCUAUCCCAUAUUCCGAAAGCCAAGACCUUAUUGAAACCGAAUCAGCUGUCUGGACUGCGGUAUCUAAUCUCAAAGGAUCUCAAGAAUUGCCAACGGAAAUAUUAGAUGACGCUCCGAUCAGCACUUUGAAAACAUUUCACGCCAAGACGGUGCAAUCGUUGUCAGAUUGCGAGAUUCCCACAUCAUCCGAUUUUCGUCCUAUACAAAGUCUUUCCGAACACGAAGGUUAUCAGAGUUCAUCGGAGGUGGAUAAAUUAGCAACGUUGAACAAAUCCGAGACCAAUGUGGCCGUCAAUAAUAAUAAUAAUAAACCCUCAAAUAAUAAGAAGAAAAGGCGAAGGAAGAAGAAAACCUUAUCGAACGAGUUUAAAAAAGAAUCCACCGAUAAGAUCGAAGAUGAAGACGAAGACAAAGAAAAAACAUCCGACGAGAAUCCAACUGCGUCAACUCAUGAUUCAUCGGAAAUCAACGAGUUUAAUAAAUCCAAUCUAUUAAAGCAAGAUGACGAAAUCGCUAACUUGCCACAAACUCAAACUUCACCUCCGUUGAAUACUGAUCUGCAUUUCUUCAGCGAUACUGACGUAACUUGCAGCAACGAACCCAAACAUUUCUCACCGGUGCAAUCGGAUACCGAAUUCGAAGUAUCGAGGCUGAAAGAUUGCGACGAAUGUGCCAUAUCAUCGGUAGACGACGCCAAUAAACAAUUAGCCCAUCGACCAUCCUGGCGAUGGGGUGAAUUACCAUCGCCUAUACCUAAAUCCGAACUGCAAGAUUUAACCGGUAAAAAGGAACCAACUCAAGAACGCGAUCCCGAGGUUCAACGUUCGAUGUUAGCGAGUAUGUUAGGAUUUAUGAAAAAAACCAAACAUAUACGAAACAACGAAUUGGAAGGUUCGAUUUAUCUUUCGCAAUUAGACGCCGAUGAAUUAGAUCCCGAGAUUGCGAGAUUAUAUUUACCUCAUUGUCGCUGUAUGGAGUCUUAUAAACCGGAAGAUGAAUCGAAAGACGGCUGCGACGAUAAAGACGAAGAUGUGGAAUCUGGUAAUGGACCAUCAUUGGCUCAGUCUCCGGUUAGUGAAGUCGAAGCAUCUAUGGGUCCUGAUCACGACGACGACGAAGACAGAUCCGAUGAAAUGUGCAAGGAUAAUUGGGAUUUGGCCAUGUCAUUGUGUGGCGGACAAGGUAACGUCGAUAGCGUUCCAACUUUCGAACAGUUCAACGAACAUCUCAUCUCCUACGAACAGUUCAUCAACGAUCCGGCUAUUUUUAAGAAUCCAAAUCUAAUGUUUCGUAUCAACGGCAACAUUUACAAAUGGGAUGCUGCCUGUCCGCAAUUAAUUUCAUACGCUUUGUUUAAGCAAGCUCUGCCAAAAGAAGUUCUCGAUAGAUUCGAAAAAGAGAGAGUACCUAAAUCGGGCAAUGUUUCCAGUGGCGAUAAUAGCAGACAUAGGAGAGGAUAUUAUUCGUGGUUUUAUUGGUCUCGAGCCACGCAAAAUAAACCAGGCGAACCUUCUCAAAAUGACAAAAAACUCGAAAUGGAAUCAAUGGACCCGAAAUUACCACCUCAAACUAGUUCGGACACAUUCGACGACGUAACACCGAAUACGCCCACCAAUGAACCAGAUUUCCUUAGCGCUCAGGAAAACAACGAUAUAAAACGUUUACGUACGUAUAGUUCGACUGAUUCGGAAUUGGAAAAUACCGAUAAUAGUAUCCCGAUUAAAGAUAAACCAGAAAAGUACAGAAAAACGCUGCGUUUAACGUCCGAACAAAUUGCCAGUUUGAACUUGCAACCGGGUGCGAAUGAGAUAAUGUUCAGCGUGACAACAGCGUAUCAAGGUACAACUCGUUGUAAAUGUACGUUAUUCUUAUGGCGUUACGACGAUCAAAUAGUCAUUUCCGACAUCGAUGGUACCAUUACGAAAUCUGAUGUGCUUGGCCAUAUUAUGCCGAUCGUAGGAAACGCUUGGGCCCAAAGCGGUGUUGCAAAAUUAUUCAAUCGUAUCGAAGAUAACGGAUAUAAACUUCUGUAUUUAUCGGCUCGAGCAAUAGGUCAAUCGAAAGGCACCAGACGAUAUUUGAAUUCGAUCAAACAAGAAGAUCUUACUUUACCAGAAGGUCCCAUAUUGUUAAAUCCCACCAGUUUACUGAGCGCUUUUCAUCGGGAAGUAAUCGAAAAGAAGCCGGAAGAAUUCAAGAUAUCUUGUUUGAGAGAUAUUCAAGCUCUCUUCCCGCCGAAUUCUAAUCCUUUCUACGCCGGUUACGGUAAUAAGAUAAACGAUGUUUGGACAUAUCAAGCGGUUGGCAUUCCUAUGUUUAGAAUUUUCACGAUAAAUCAUCGAGGAGAAUUACGACACGAAUUGACUAAAACUUUUCAAUCAUCGUACUUAAGCAUGUCGCAAAUCGCCGAUCAAUUGUUCCCGGUCAGAUCGAGGCAAACUUUAGCCGAAGAAUUUUCCGAAUUUAAUUACUGGCGUGAUCCUAUUCCUAGUAUCGAAGAAUUACUGCCAACAGCUUAAUGCGAAACCCAUACCAGUCAAAUAUCGCUCGGCUUUUCUUUGCGGAAAUUACACGUGAUAAUGUACUUAGAUUUUAGUGAUGUAUGCUCUCAAAAUUAUCAGACGUACCGAUCGGUAAUUUUUUCAAAUGCUUUUAUCAAACUACCUACUACUAUACCUACGUUAAUUUAUUAUUCAUCGGAUGACGUAAAAAAUUUUGAAGCACUCGUAAUGAAAUUCAUCGUACGAAUUUCUUUUACGUUUGGCAGAAUUCGCCGUCAUACCUCCUUUACCUAUCAAUAUUUUGAUAAUUUUCUCCCAUCGAUAAAAAUGUAUCGCAUUCCAGCGGAAACAAUAUUUAUUCGUAUUCGACGUAAUAAAAUACGAUGCAAGUGUGGUCGAAAUUUUGGUAAACAUAUUUACGAAAAAUACCCGAGUGAGGUUUGUUUUCCAAUUACGAUGCUUCGAUGUACCUGCGUCGUCGUCGUUAAAAAUGUGUAUUUGUAUACUCCUUCACAACAUGUUAUUUCUUUCACGUAGCGUGCAAAUACGUAUUGUGUUCGUAAUUAUUAUAUUACGCAUUCCAAACUAUUGCAACUAUUGUAAUUUGUAUUAGCGAACAGCUGAUAGCGCUGUUUAUCUAUUUAGGAUGAUUUUUUUUUUAACGAGUAAAAAAACUUGUUCGUUUGUGUGAAAUCAAUUUUUAUAAGUUUGUGAUUUUUUUUGUAUUACUAUAAGUAAGAAGAAGAGUCGUGUUACAUUACGUAUCUGUGAGUUGUGAGAAAUAUUCUCACGUUGUUUUCGUUUUGUGUUUUUCGUCGUCGAAAUAAAAAUCAAUUUUUAUUCCUUUAUUAUGUUUAACUUAUACCUACAUACUGCGUUCUUUUAUCGCUACCGCGUAUCGAUGCGAUCUAUAUAGUGGAAUUUUAACGAUUUAUUUAUAUUUUAUUAGAUUUUUUCCUGCGUUGUUUUCACUAAAGAGAACACGAUAGAAUAUUUUGUCCUUAAUUUUAUUCAGUUUUGUGUAAGUUCAUCGAUUUAUUUUGAAGAUUUCACUGCUUUUGUUACCAAAGUAUUGCUUUUUUUUAUACAGAAAGUUUUCAAAAAAAUAAAUGUGUGAUACUAUGUUUGGUUGAAA